Molecule: messenger RNA, 1997 nt
Organism: Epinephelus lanceolatus (giant grouper)
Lineage: Eukaryota; Metazoa; Chordata; Actinopteri; Perciformes; Serranidae
Source: RefSeq, a predicted model, not a curated record
CCUCAAGAUCCGCUGCGAAGCUGCAAACUCCGAGACAGCGCACUCUCUCUCCGUCGCUCCCGCACUCCCUCUCUCCCUUUCGCACUCCGCUGCAGCACCCUCAGCACCUCAGUUGAGCAGGAGCACCGCACUGAGUCACAUCUAUACACACACGCUCUCUACACGCACACACUCACACAUAUACACGCACACACACGCACACAAGCACAGCCUCCUGCGGUAUCCCGUACGGCGCAGCGGCUUUUCCAACGGCAUACAAAGUGCGUCCUCGCCGGGGAAUGGGAGGUGCAGCUCCCGGGUCUCAGAGCGCUCAGAGCGGCGUCAGGUCCUGCUGAUCGGGGAUGCUGCUGGAAGUCUGCUGCUAUUUCUUUUUCCUGUGCAGGAAUCGCCUUCUAACUACACCUCCACCGGGGAUUUAAAGUGGACAAGCCGUGUGAUCAGGAUAUAACAUUAUUCUAAGCGUUUCUCAUUUUUUGGGGGGAGUAAAAGGAGUUGGGGAUUGCUCUGGACGUGCCUCUUAUCCGCAGUGUCGAUGCGGCUGCGGCUGUGAAGUGAUAUCUGCAUAGAUUACAGGUACAUAAUGUCCUCCAUCUCGAGAGAGGCUUGAUCCCGAUUGGCCGACAGUAUUGGACUGUGCCUCCUUCCCUCUCCUCACCACUCCCAGCCUCAGAACAGCCAUGACGUCCCUCACCAGGACAUGGACCUGCUUUUUUGUAUGCUGCUUCCUGUCCAGUCUGGCGCUUCCUGUGACAUCACAAACAGUGGUGCAAGCCCCACAGGCUCACAGUGCCGGCUCCCAAGUGAUCACAGCAUCCCUUCAGGAGGAGGAGUAUGCAUCAUUUCGUGCUGAGAACCCUGAGUGGACAUUUAACCAUCUGGCAGUGGACUAUCGCAAUGGCAAUGUUUAUUUGGGAGCAGUCAAUCGCAUAUACAAACUGUCCCCGGGCCUGGAGGUCCAGGUGUCCCACGAGACCGGCCCGGAUGAAGACAACCGCAAGUGCUACCCACCACGUAUUGUCCAGCCCUGCAGUGAGCCACUUACACUCACCAACAAUGUCAACAAGAUGCUUCUGAUGGACUAUCGGGAGAACCGGCUGCUGGCUUGUGGCAGCCUUUACCAGGGCAUCUGCAAACUCCUCCGUCUAGAUGACCUUUUCAAACUGGGAGAGCCCUUCCACAAGAAGGAGCACUACCUCUCAGGUGUCAAUGAGAGUGGCUCUGUGUUUGGUGUUAUUGUAUCAUAUGGAAAUGCCUCUCCAGACAUGCUCUUUGUAGCCACGGCAGUGGAUGGCAAACCAGAGUACUUCCCUACCAUCUCUAGCCGCAAAUUGGCCAGAAACUCGGAGGAGGAUGGCAUGUUUGCUUAUGUCUUCCAUGACGAGUUUGUGGCCUCUAUGAUUAAGAUUCCUUCAGACACCUUCACUGUCAUCCCAGACUUUGACAUAUACUACAUUUAUGGCUUUGCCAGUGGGAACUUUGUCUAUUUCCUGACUUUGCAGCCUGAAAUGGGGGGUGGGCCAACCACUGGAUCCUCCUCUACCGGUCGGGAGCAGGUCUACACCUCCAAGAUAGUCCGCCUCUGCAAGGCAGACACCGCCUUUAACUCCUAUGUGGAGGUGCCUAUUGGAUGCAUUAGCGGCAACGUGGAGUACCGAUUACUCGAGGCGGCCUACCUGUCCAAAGCUGGUGCUAUCCUGGCACGCUCACUAGAUGUGGCACCGGAUGAUGACGUUUUGUUCGCCGUCUUCUCAAAAGGCCAAAAGAGGCGUCCACGCCAGGCUUCACAGGACUCUGCACUGUGUGUCUUCUCUCUGCGGAAGAUCAAUGAAAAAAUCAAGGAGAGGCUGCAGUCGUGCUACAAGGGUGAGGGCACACUGGACCUGGCUUGGCUCAAAGUCAAGGAUAUUCCCUGCAGCAGUGCGUCGCUGUGUGGCGGCAUCAUGGGGAAUGCAGGUCUGGAUAUUUCUCAUGACACAGCAGCAGCCCAUCUGGCCUGA